Molecule: messenger RNA, 1311 nt
Organism: Lotus japonicus
Lineage: Eukaryota; Viridiplantae; Streptophyta; Magnoliopsida; Fabales; Fabaceae
Product: fructose-bisphosphate aldolase, cytoplasmic isozyme 1
Exons: 4
Coding region: 113-1186 (357 amino acids)
Biological process (GO): fructose 1,6-bisphosphate metabolic process; glycolytic process
Cellular component (GO): cytosol
Molecular function (GO): fructose-bisphosphate aldolase activity
Source: RefSeq, a predicted model, not a curated record
GUCUUGGUAUAUUCCAUUGAGAGAUUUAUCUAUAUAGCUUUGGUCCUGGCUAAACUCAGUUUUCGUGCUGUCGUCUGUUAUCUGCUUCCCGCCAUCCAAUACCUUUUGAACCAUGUCUGCCUUUGUUGGAAAGUAUGCAGAUGAGCUUAUAAAGAAUGCCAAGUACAUAGCCACCCCUGGCAAGGGAAUCUUGGCAGCAGAUGAGAGCACAGGCACCAUUGGCAAGCGUCUAGCCAGCAUCAAUGUGGAGAACAUUGAGGCCAAUCGCCAAGCACUGCGUGAGCUUCUCUUCACUUCCCCUGGUGCCCUGCAGUACCUCUCUGGUGUCAUCCUCUUUGAGGAAACUCUCUACCAGAACAGCUCUGAGGGAAAGCCUUUUGUUGAGUUUCUCCAGGAGAACAAUGUCAUCCCAGGCAUCAAAGUGGACAAGGGUGUUGUUGAAUUGGCUGGAACAAAUGGCGAGACCACCACACAAGGCUUUGACUCUCUUGGAGCAAGGUGCCAGCAGUAUUACAAGGCUGGUGCAAGGUUUGCCAAGUGGCGCGCGGUGCUCAAGAUUGGGCCCACUGAGCCCUCUGAGCUGUCCAUCCAGCAGAAUGCUCAGGGCUUGGCCCGCUAUGCCAUCAUUUGCCAGGAGAAUGGGCUUGUGCCCAUUGUUGAGCCUGAGAUUUUAACUGAUGGGGAUCAUGACAUUGCCAAAUGUGCUGCUGUUACUGAAACUGUGCUUGCAGCUGUUUACAAGGCCCUGAAUGAGCAGCAUGUUCUUCUUGAAGGAACCCUUCUCAAGCCCAACAUGGUUACCCCUGGCUCUGAUAGCCCAAAGGUAACUCCUGAGGUGAUUGCUGAACACACAGUCACUGCACUCCGCAGAACUGUCCCAGCUGCAGUGCCAGGGAUUGUGUUUCUGUCUGGUGGACAGAGUGAAGAACAAGCCACUCUCAAUCUCAAUGCAAUGAACAAGCUGGAGGUGUUGAAGCCAUGGGCCCUCUCAUUCUCAUUUGGGCGAGCACUGCAGCAAAGCACACUCAAGACAUGGGCUGGGAAGAAAGAGAGUGUGACCAAAGCUCAAGAGGUAUUUCUGGCAAGGUGCAAGGCCAAUUCUGAGGCUACUCUUGGGAAGUAUGGUGGUGGAAGUGGGAGUGGUUUGGCUUCUGAGAAUUUGUAUGUCAAGGACUACAAGUAUUAGGCUUCUAAAUGAAGCUGGGGUGGGUGCAUUUUAGUCCUAUGUAUGGUGCAGCAUAAGCUUUUUCUUCUGAUUAACAUGCUUUAUUUUGGGUACAUAUUCUUAUAAAAUACCACUUUAUAACCUUA